AUGCCGAGUUUAAUACAGAGCCAAGAAUCGUUUGAUGAAGAGCUGCCGAGUGUGCUAGAAAAGAAGGCGACCCCUAAACCACAGCUGCAAACGGAGAAGCUUAAGCAUAUAGAACUGGACAGCGACAAUGUGGACGAGGAACUGCUUAGCAUGAUCAAUCGGCAGAUAGGUCGUUCGCGUAAAAUAAUGGUUCUCACGGGUGCGGGGAUCUCUUGCAGCGCCGGGAUUCCGGACUUCCGGUCAUCUGGGGGGCUGUACAACAUGGUCAAGAAGCAGUAUCCCGAAGUGCAGAUCCGCUCUGGCCAGGAGAUGUUUGACAUUUCGCUAUUCCGGGAAGAGGAGAAGAUUAGCGUAUUUGCUACGUUUAUGGACUCGCUGCACUCUAGCGCGAUCCAGGCCAAGCCCACCCGGGCGCAUGAGUUCAUUGCACAUCUAAAAAACAGAGGCAAGCUGUUGCGAUGCUACACACAGAACAUCGACGGGCUAGAGGAGCAUCUUGGUCUUGAGAUGUCGCAUUCGGUGGACCCUGGUGCCUCGUUCAAUACCCAGUGGAAGAAUCUCGAUGUUGUACAGCUGCACGGGGACCUGAACUCGCUGUCCUGCACGCAAUGUUUCGAAGUGUUCAAUUGGACGAGAUCGUGGAAACGUAUCUUGAAAGCAGGCGAACUGCCUCCGUGUCCGCGCUGUUGCGCCUUUAACCAGGAACGUGAGAACCAGGGCAAGCGGCUACGGAACAGUGUUGGUAUUUUGCGACCAAACAUUGUUCUCUAUGGCGAAAACCAUCCUAGCUGUGAAUUUAUCACCCAGGGGCUAAAUAUGGAUAUUGCAAAAGGUAAACCGGAUUUACUUAUCAUUAUGGGUACCAGUUUAAAGGUCGAUGGCGUAAAGAAGUUGGUCAAGAGUAUUAGCAGACAAGUCCAUGAGCGCUCAGGCAUUGUACUUCUAAUAAAUAGUACUACUAUCGGUGAUUGUAAUUGGCACGGGAUCAUUGACUACCAAAUUUUAGCUGAGUGUGACGCUUGGGUAGCCGAUUUAAAGAAGCGGCUGCCAGACUUCUUUAUGACCCAGCAGCAAGUAGAUAAGUUAAGGCAGCUGAAGAGGGAGGCAAGUGAGCUGAAGAAGAGGCAACGCAAGGAGCAGUAUCUAUUCCCGCAAGCAGAGCGCAGAAACAUCCCAAACACACCGCCUAGUACGCCAUCGCCUACUAAGCGGAGGCGCGCCGCGGCAAAUACGCCUAGCUCAACACUGCGCACCCUCAAGGAGACAGUUGUCACCCUACCCCCUACCCAAGUACCUUCGCUACAAAGAGAUCAAAGAGAUACCACGAUGAACAAAAUCUACAUGAAGUUAAUCAAAGAUGACGACCAUUACGCAAAGUUGACCGACAUGCCGGAGGAGGAACUGAUGCAGUCAGUGAUUGCAGAGAAGAAAGCGAUUGCUCCUUCCAAAAAUCGUAAAGUAAAAGAUAGCCAGAGCAUGGAUUUCGAUGAAGUACCAACUGAUGUUGACGAGCCGUAA
Eremothecium gossypii ATCC 10895 is the source of this 1518-nucleotide messenger RNA. RefSeq names its product NAD-dependent histone deacetylase HST3 (gene HST3). Bases 1 to 1518 code for a protein of 505 amino acids. NCBI's taxonomy places the organism in Eukaryota, Fungi, Ascomycota, Saccharomycetes, Saccharomycetales, Saccharomycetaceae. Gene Ontology annotation, molecular function: NAD+ binding. The record is from RefSeq and is marked provisional. The transcript has a single exon.